Leptopilina heterotoma is the source of this 6228-nucleotide messenger RNA. RefSeq names its product transcription elongation factor SPT6 (gene Spt6). Gene Ontology annotation, molecular function: DNA binding; nucleosome binding; histone binding. NCBI's taxonomy places the organism in Eukaryota, Metazoa, Arthropoda, Insecta, Hymenoptera, Figitidae. Bases 112 to 5733 code for a protein of 1873 amino acids. Gene Ontology annotation, biological process: nucleosome organization; mRNA transcription by RNA polymerase II; transcription elongation by RNA polymerase II. The record is from RefSeq and is a predicted model, not a curated record. The transcript has 12 exons. Gene Ontology annotation, cellular component: transcription elongation factor complex.
GUGAACAGUUACUUGUACUACUUUUUUGCGUGUCGUCUUCAUUGAAAAAGAUCAAAAGAUAAUUUUCCCAAAUUUUCCUCUAAUUAAAAAGGUGUUCGAAAUUUUGUGACAAUGGCAGACUUUUUACAUUCAGAAGCAGAAGAGAGUGAUGAUGAGGAUGAAUUGGAUCCAACGGAGAGGAAGAAACUUAAAAAACUUAAGGCAAUGGAAGAGAGCGAUGAGGAAGACGAAGACGAUGAAGAUCGUUUGAGAGAAGAAUUAAAAGAUUUGAUUGAUGACAAUCCAAUCGAGGAAGACGACAGUGACGGAGAGGACAGCGAUGGUUCGAAAAAGCGCAAAAAAAGUGACGAGGAAGAUUUUGAUGAUCGUCUUGAAGAUGAUGAUUAUGAUCUCAUUGAGGAAAAUCUUGGCGUUAAAGUCGAGAGGAAACGAUUCAAACGUCUUCGAAAAAUUGAAGACGAAGAAUCUGAAGAAGAACAGGAACACGAAGUGGAAGAAGAGAGAGACGCAAUUGCAAAUCAAUUAUUCGAAGGUUCAGGAGAUGAACGUGACGUACUGGAGGACGAAAGGAGUGAAAGAAGUCAUAGACCGGAAAUAGAAACUUUUGAUGAGGAAGGUAGUGAGGGAGAAUAUUCAGAAGACGAUUUUAUUGUCGAUGAUGACGGUCGACCAAUAGCUGAGAAAAGGAAGAAGAAAAAACAUAUCUUUUCAGAUGCAGCUCUUCAAGAGGCGCAGGAUAUUUUUGGUGUUGAUUUCGAUUACGACGAGUUUGACAAAUACGGAGAAGAAGAUUACGAGGAGGAAGAAGACGAAGAGGAAGAUGAUUACGUUGAUGAAGAGGCUGAUAUUGACAAACCCAAGAGACCGAAGAAACAACUGAAAAAGAAGACUACGAAAAAGAGUAUUUUUGAAAUUUACGAACCCUGCGAACUCAAGCGUGGACAUUUCACGGAUCUUGACAACGAAGUUCGAACAACAGACAUACCAGAGAGAAUACAACUUCGUUCAGUGCCAAUGACACCAGUGCCGGAAGGUUCCGAUGAAUUGGAUCUCGAGGCAAAAUGGAUUUACGAACAAGCAUUUCAUCGGCCAACAAUUUCAGUUCAAGAUUCGCAUUUGAAUGCCGAAGCAAAAGAGAGAGCCAACAAACCACCGCAUACAAUAGAAAAGAUCAAAAAGGCCCUGGACUUUAUGCGAAAUCAAUAUUUCGAAGUGCCUUUUAUUUCCUUCUAUCGUAAAGAAUACGUUUUGCCUGAAUUGAAUAUAAACGAUUUGUGGAAAGUUUAUAAAUUCGAUGCAAAAUGGUGUCAACUUCGUCAACGAAAGGAAAAUCUUUUGAAACUUUUUGAAAAAAUGAAAAAUUUCCAACUUGAGGAAAUAAUGAAAAAUCCCGAUGCACCAUUGCCGGAAAAUCUGCGAGUUAUUAAAGACGAGGACGUUGAACGAUUGAAAAAUGCACAAACAAGUGAAGAGCUCAAUGAUAUUUAUCAUCAUUUUAUUUUAUAUUACAAUCAUGAAAUUCCGGUGAUGCAGGAAGCAGUGAGGCAGAAGGAGAGAGAGGCAAGAAAAGAGGCGAAACGACAAAAACGUAAGCAAUUGAUACUUGAGGCUGAGGAAAAUGGUGAGGAAGCACCGCCUGAGGAAGAUGAGGAGGAGGAAGAGGAGGAUAAUUCUGAUGAGAUUUUGAAAAAAGCCGCUCGCACUGGUCCUUAUGAGAUUUGUCGUAAAGCUGGAUUGGAAAGUUUGGCGAAAAAAUUUGGACUUUCGCCGGAGAAUUUUGCUGAAAAUUUACGAGACAAUUAUCAACGACACGAAGUCGAUCAAGAACCAAUGGAACCAAUUGGUCUUGCCGAAGAAUUUAUUGGUCAGAAAUUUAAGAAUUCCGACGAAGUUUUAAAAGCCGCACAAUUAAUGGUGGCAUUUCAAUUGGCGCGCGAACCACUUGUGCGAAAAUGUGUGCGCGACAUUUAUAUGGAGAGAGCAAAAAUAUCAAUACGACCAACAAAGAAGGGAAUGAAGGAAAUCGAUGAGAAUCAUCCAAUUUUCUCGAUGAAAUAUCUGAAAAAUAAACCCGUACGCGAUCUGAUUGGUGAUCAUUUUUUAAAAUUAAUUAUCGCCGAGGAAGAUAAGCUGAUUACCAUUUCAUUCAGUAAUUCCAUUGAGGGCAAUACGAGCGCAAAUUUUAUUGAGGAAAUGAAACAACUUUAUUAUAGAGAUGAGUUCAGUAAAAAUGUUCAAGACUGGAAUGCACUACGAGUUGGCAGUGUGGAAAUGGCUCUUAUGAAAAUGGUGAUCCCGGACCUAAAGAAGGAAUUACGUGCAAAUUUGCUCGCCGAGGCAAAAGAAUGCGUGAUGAGAUCGUGCUGUCGAAAAAUGUACAACUGGCUGAAAGUAUCACCCUACACUUGUGAAUUUCCCGAAGAAGAUGACGAGGAAUGGGACACAAGUCGAGGAUUACGUGUUAUGGGACUCUCCUACGUUCCCGAUUAUUCACAAUCGGCAUUUGCUUGCAUUAUCUCACCGGAUGGCGAGUGUACCGAUCAUCUACGUCUUCCUCAUCUUCUCAAGCGGAAAAAUAGUUUCCGCCGCGACGAGAAAGUCAUGAAGGAGGCAGAUCUAUUGGCAAUUCGAAAUUUUAUCGCCACCAAGAAACCACAGUUAAUUGUCAUUGGUGGCGAGUCGAGGGAGGCUUUAAUGAUUCAAGCUGAUGUUAAGGAAAUUAUCACAAAUCUCGUUGAGGAAGAACAAUUUCCCGCUGUUCAGGUGGAAAUCUGCGAGAAUGAUUUGGCGAAAAUUUACGCAAAUAGUAAUAAAGGAAUCGCUGAGUUUCGUGAUUAUCCCGAACUAUUGAGACAGGCAAUUUCAUUGUCGCGAAGAAUGCAGGAUCCAUUGGUGGAAUUUUCGCAAUUAUGCACCGCUGAUGAGGAGAUACUUUGUCUCAAGUUUCAUCCAUUGCAGGAUCAAUUGCUUCAGGAUGAGUUGUUGGAGAAUAUUUAUCUUGAAUUUGUGAAUCGUGUGAAUGAAGUUGGAGUGGAUAUUAGCAAAGCUGUGCAACAGGCGUACUGUGGGAAUUUGGUGCAAUUUGUCUGCGGGCUGGGUCAGAGAAAGGGACAGGCUUUGAUUAAAAUUUUGAAGCAGACGAAUCAGAGAUUGGAGAAUAGAACGCAAUUGGUCACUGCUUGUCAUAUGGGACCAAAGGUGUUUAUUAAUUGCGCGGGAUUUAUUAAAAUUGAUACAAAUAGUCUUGGUGAUAGUACGGAGGCUUAUGUUGAGGUUCUCGAUGGAUCGAGAGUUCAUCCGGAGACUUAUGAGUGGGCGAGGAAAAUGGCGGUCGAUGCGCUCGAGUACGACGACGAGGAUGCGAAUCCAGCGGGAGCUUUGGAGGAGAUUUUGGAGUCGCCGGAGAAAUUGAAGGACUUGGAUCUCGAUGCAUUUGCGGAGGAAUUAGAGAGACAGGGUUUUGGAAAUAAACGUGUGACACUUUAUGAUAUCAGAGCGGAAUUGAAUAGUCGAUACAAGGAUCUAAGAGUUGUUUAUCAAUCGCCGAAUCCGGAGAAACUCUUCGAUAUGCUCACCAAGGAGACGCUGGAAACAUUCUACGAGGGGAAAUUGAUUUUAGCGACUGUCGUUGGGAUUAGUCGUAGAAAACCACAAGGAGAUCAACUCGAUCAGGCGAAUCCGGUGAGGAAUGACGAGACAGGGCUCUGGCAGUGUCCGUUUUGUUUGAAGAACGAUUUUCCCGAAUUGUCCGAGGUGUGGAAUCAUUUUGACGCUGGAUCUUGUCCUGGCAAAGCAAUUGGAAUUCGACUGCGAUUGGACAAUGGAAUUUCGGGCUAUAUUCAUAUUAAAAAUCUGUCUGAUAAGCACGUCGCCAAUCCGGAGGAGAGAGUUGGACUGGGGCAGAUUAUUCACUGUAGAAUUAUCAAAAUUGAAGUGGAAAAAUUCGGUGUUGAGUGCACGAGUAAAAGCAGCGAUCUUUCGGAUAAAAAGAAUGAAUUCAGGCCUCAGAAGGAUCCUUUUUAUGACACCGAUUCUGAGGAGAAAGAUCGUCAGGUCGAGGAGGACGCGAAAAAAGUGAAACAACGACAAACUUACGUGAAGCGCGUUAUUGUUCAUCCAUCUUUUCACAAUAUUAGUUUCUCGGAAUCGGAGAAACUUUUGCAGAGUAUGAAGCAGGGAGACGCGAUUAUCAGACCGAGUAGCAAAGGUGCUGAUCAUUUGACAGUGACGUGGAAGGUGACCGAUGGAGUUCAUCAGCAUAUCGACGUGCGUGAAGAGGGCAAAGAAAAUGCAUUUUCCCUGGGUCAUCGAUUGUGGAUUGGCGGUGAGGAAUUUGAGGAUCUUGAUGAAAUCCUCGCUCGACAUAUAAAUCCAAUGGCUGCUUAUGCUUCCGAACUACUUGAAUUCAAAUACUAUAAAGCAAGUGUCAAUGGAAUUAAGGACAAAGCCGAGGAAUUGCUCAAGACCCAGAAGAAGGAGAAUCCUGGCGGCAUUCCUUACAUUAUUUCAGCAGCUAAAAAUAUUCCGGGAAAAUUUCUCCUUUCCUACUUGCCACGAGUUCAAUGUCGUCAUGAAUAUGUGACAGUUUCGCCAGAGGGUUUUCGAUUUCGUGGACAAAUGUUCAGCAAAGUGGCUGAUUUAUUGAAAUGGUUCAAGGAACAUUUCCGAGAUCCGCUACCAGGGCAAGCGACUCCGAGCACUCCGAGAGGAAUGAUGUCGACUAGAACUCCGUACCAUACACCAGGAGGUGUUAAUCAAGAGGCGAUUCAGAGAGUGGCUCAAAAUAUGCCGCAACAUAUUUUAAGUUCGUUGUCGCAGGUUGCGAAUCAGAAGAUGUACCAGCCACACACUCCUGGUGCUGCGGGCUACAGUGGCAUUCACACUUAUCCAAAUACGCCUUACACUCCAUCGGGUCAAACCCCCUUCCAAGCAAUGACGCCUUAUCGAACGCCACAAACUCCAUUUUUGCAACCAGCACCGGUUUCGAUCCAACCAAUCCACCACAGUAGCCCCAGUCUCUCGAGACCAACGCCGCCUCCUUCUAAUGCUCCUUCCGGAAAUAAUAUGGAUUGGAAAAAAGCUGCCAUGGCCUGGGCUCGUCAGGCCGGUUCCAAUAAAUCUUCUGGCAAUACUCCAAGAUUCGAUGAAGAUCGUCGAACUCCACGUCGCUAUGAAAAUGAAGACAAUCGUCACUUCGACAUGGGCGACAAUACAUUCACAAAAGGAUUGUCACGUGACAAUACACCGAAACAAUCGUUUGAUGAUAAUAAUUCAUUUUCUUCUAGGGACAAGACUCCAACGUACUCAUCAUCGGGCUCAUUCCGAGGAAAAUCACCGUCGUAUUCAAUGAAUCAACGGGGAAAAUCACCAUCACUGUCAAGUACAUCAAGAGGUAAAUCGCCAUCAUACUCGCGUAAUAAAUCGCCAAAAUAUAAGCAAAGUCCGCGAAGUCGUGGUGGUGGUGGCGGCGGUGGUGGGAAAUUUAAUGCAAAUACAUCGCGUGACAAAAGUCCAUCUUAUGAUGAUAAUCCAUUUACAAUUGGCUCGUCGAGAGAUCGACAGAGAGAUGAUGAUCAAGAGAAGGACGAUAAUCCAUUUACAAUUGGCUCGACUCGUGAGAAAAUGAGAACUCCGUCGUAUAAAUCGCCACGAAACAGUACUCCGUUCACGAAUUCUAGUCCGAGGAGUAUGUCAUUGAGUGGCGAUGGAACGCCACUUUACGACGAAAGCUAACAACAUCGUUCUUUCAUAUUAUAUCGUUCUUUAUAGUUUAGGCGUUGUUUAAUCAAACAAAAUAGAGAAAAUUUUUUGCCUUUCGGUACUCUAAAUAUUAUAACAGAAUUGCUUGAACAAAAAAAGCGAGGGAAAAAGAAGUUUUUUAAGAGGCUUUUUCUCAAGUUCUUUAAGGUACCAACUUGAUUGGCGAGGUUUUUCUGUUAAUAGUCUUUAACAAAAAGAUUUUUUAGUACCAGGCCUCGGAUAUUAUGACUUUUUAGAUUCUUUUUCCAACCAUUUUCAAAAAGAGCGACUUUUUUCGAUAUAUUUCCCCAAAAUUGCGACUUUUCGACUUUUCUUCCAAAUAUUGCAACAAAAUACCAAAUUUUUGGUAUAAUUUGCAAAAUUUUUCGAUUUUUACAGUAUGAAAAAUAACUGUAGACAAAUCUUUCGAAAAUUAUUUUUGAAUAAUUUUUCUAACUGAAUGUUCCAAAUAUUCAAUUUAAAAGAUUU